UUAAAAGGAUGUAAUGCUCAGAUAUAUAAUUUACAGCAAUGUAAGCUGGGCUUUAUUGUAUAUGUAUGUAUACAUACAUAUUAUUUACUUUUAUGUGGUUACGAUGAACUAUAAUAUAAAACCAAGAGUAAAAUCUCACACCAUAUAUGUAUAUAGAUUGUAUAUAUUAUGUAUAUUGAAUUUUAAUAAAUAUUCUGUCCGUACGUAAAGUUUUGCUAUAUAUAGGGCAUGAUCACUUCAAUUUUAAAGUACUCUUGUCCUUCCUCUCUUUGUUCACAUUUUUCUUCUUCUUAUUAGAAGCAUGGAGAUAAUAGUGCCUGCUAUUUCCUCAAGGAAGAAACUGCAAAACAUAUUUCUUUUAUUGAUUAUACUCUCAUCACAGAUUUUCUCUUCACUAAAUAUAGCUAAAGCUGAGCUAAAAUCUUCACAAUCCCAUUUCGCCAAAAUUUCUAGAAAACCUAUUCCAUCAAACUUCUGCAAAAACACCCCGUUUCCAUCAGACUGUGAAGCAAUUUAUCUUACCGGGUUUUCCACCUCUUUCCCUUCGUCCAAACAGGACUUAUUCGAUCAUUCCGUGCAAUACACAAUCGGAAAGGCCCACUGGACCCGAACCCUGGCCCAUGAUCUUAGCUUCACUUCCUCAAAGAGGCUUGGGGCCCACUCAGAAACCGCGGCUAUCAUUGACUGUCUCGAGCUCCUGGACGAUACCGUGGACCUUCUCUCAAACAUCGUCGUGUCCCGAAACGAAGUUCCCAAAACUUAUCGAGACGACGACGUUCACACGUGGCUAAGCGCCGCACUAACCAAUCAAGAGACGUGUCUUGAAAGCCUCGAAACGCACCGUUUAGAAUCCGAGAAAGCAACCAUGGCAACCUCAGCUCGUAAUCUGAGCCAGCUCAUCACCAAUUCCCUCUCUCUCUACCUUUCCUCAACCAAGUCUAAAUCUGGCGCUGGCGCCGGCGCCAGAAAAUUAUUAUCGGUAGGCGAGUUCCCCGCUUGGGUUACUGCCGGCGACCGGCAGCUUUUGGAGGCUCCGGUGGAGGAGAUUAAAGCGCACGCGGUGGUAGCGAAGGAUGGGAGUGGGAGCCAUGGGACGAUCGGGGCGGCGAUUGACGAGUUAUCGGCUUCGAUGGCUGAGGGGGGCAGAACGGUAAUUCAAAUUAAGGCGGGUACGUAUCAGGAGUAUAUUAAGAUCCCCACUAAGCAGAAGAAUGUUCUGUUAGUUGGAGAAGGAAAGGGUAAAACCGUAAUUGUCGGUAAUAAGAACUCCGAUGAUGGGUCCACAACUUACAACUCUGCCACAGUCGGUGCAAUGGGAGAUGGAUUUAUAGCAAGAGACAUAACAUUUGUGAAUAGUGCUGGACCAGGAAAACACCAGGCCGUGGCCCUACGCGUGGGUUCAGACAGGUCAGUGGUGUUUCGAUGCUCUGUUGUGGGCUAUCAAGAUACUCUAUACACCCACUCCAAACGACAAUUCUACAGAGACACAGAUAUCUACGGCACUGUUGAUUUCAUCUUUGGAAAUUCUGCUGUCGUUUUCCAAAGCUGCAACAUUUCCCCAAGAAAGCCUUCUUCUAGUGGGCUUAGAAACUUUAUCACAGCCCAAGGUCGGUCCAGCCCAGAUCAGAACACUGGCAUUUCCAUCCACAAUUGUAGGAUAUCAGCUGCCUCUGACCUGGCUCCUGUCAAGUCCAGCUACCAAACAUUUUUGGGACGUCCAUGGAAGCAGUACUCUCGAACUGUUAUUAUGCAGUCGUUUUUGGAUGAUUCAAUAAACCCAUCGGGCUGGUCACCUUGGUCAGGUGGAUUUGGGCUCAAGACUCUCUUCUAUGCUGAGUACAUGAAUACAGGCCCAGGGGCCUCAACUGGACGAAGGGUUAGUUGGGCCCAUGCCUCACUCACGGCCCCUGAAGCUAAUUCCUUUACGGUUGCUGGUUUCAUCGCUGGAAAUGCUUGGUUGCCUUCUACAGGAGUAUCUUUUGAUUCUGGCUUGGUUGGAUAAAUAGAAGUAUUAUUAUGAUCUACAAUCGAUCGAUCCCACUGGAAUUUCGUCACAACCACUAAUGUUUAUACAUGUACGUGUUUGUUUUUCGGUUUGAUUUUCAGCAAAAUGCCAAAUGUAUAAAUUGAAAGCUUCGUUACUAUUUCGAAAAUAAGUAUUUGCUUCCAAGUGAAGCACCAACACUUUGAUGUUUUGUGUAAAGAAUGUUGUUGACGGUUACAAUAUCAUAAAUAAAUGUAAUUACAAUGUAAAUUACUCAA
Cannabis sativa is the source of this 2262-nucleotide messenger RNA. Its product is annotated as pectinesterase. The record is from RefSeq and is a predicted model, not a curated record. NCBI's taxonomy places the organism in Eukaryota, Viridiplantae, Streptophyta, Magnoliopsida, Rosales, Cannabaceae. Gene Ontology annotation, biological process: cell wall modification. Bases 302 to 2002 code for a protein of 566 amino acids. Gene Ontology annotation, molecular function: pectinesterase activity; pectinesterase inhibitor activity. The transcript has 2 exons.